AUGCAGGGUUAUGAUGGUGAUUUGGAAGAGAUCAUGGUUGAACUUGAAGAAAGUAGAAGAAAACUAGUCAAUUUGAAAAUGCAAAGGGAUGCUGCAGUUGGGAUGCAUACUCCGGCUCCAAGUGCAGUAAAUGGAAACUUGUCACCUGAAAAGACUACAGAUAGGUCGAAGCGUUUUUGGGAAUUGAGGGAUUCCCUUGACGAGAUGAAGAUUCUGGCAGCUGACCGUCUUUCUGAGCUUGAAAAUCAGACCUUAUCAAAAGAAUUGGAAGAUCUUGAGGAUGAACUCAAGGAUGACAAACAUAUACAUUCAUCUCAUCUCUACAGUUUAGUAAAGGAUCAGCUCCAGCAUUGGAAUGAUGAAGUGGAAAGAUACAAAACGCUGACAGAUUCUUUGCAGGAUUUUUUUUUCCUAAAUGUUCUUGAAAUAAAAGAAUCUGAAUGUAGGGCUCAUUCCCAAGCUGAAGUUCUGAAAAGUUCAUUGGAUGAACACAGUCUAGAGUUGAGAGUCAAAGCUGCUAUUGGGGCUGAGGCUGCUUGCCAUCAAAGGCUUUCUGCUACUGAAGCUGAAAUAGCUGAAUUAAGAGCUAAACUGGAUGCUUCUGAACGAGAUGUUUUUGAGCUUAAAGAAGCCAUCAAAAGUAAAGAUAAGGAGGCUGAGAGCAUUGGCCAAGCAUAUGAAGAUAUGCAGACACAAAACCAACACUUAUUGCAGCAAGUCGGUGAGAGGGAUGACUACAAUAUCAAGCUGGUAUCUGAGAGUGAAGACAAAGCAAGCAAAGCUUUCUGCUGUCCGAGAAGCAAGCACUGGCAAAGCACCUUCAACAAGUUAAUGCAUCAGUGGAAUCAUUAAAAUCGAGGAUUGCUCACAGUGAAGAGCAGAUGAAACAUUAUGUGAUUGAGGCAGUUAGAUCCACUAAAGAAGACAGACAUGUUGCAAUCAAUCUUGAAAGUGCACUGUUGGAAUUAAUGGAUGCUGAGAAGGAGUUGAAGUGGCUUAAAUAUGCUGUUUCUUCUUCUCAGGAGUAGUGUGACCAGAUCCAGAAGAAGAUAGAUGAAAUCCAAACAGAACUGGUCAGUGAAAG
Messenger RNA from Populus trichocarpa (black cottonwood), 1084 nucleotides. RefSeq names its product E3 ubiquitin-protein ligase BRE1-like 2. The coding region runs from base 1 to 852 and encodes 283 amino acids. The record is from RefSeq and is a predicted model, not a curated record. Lineage: Eukaryota; Viridiplantae; Streptophyta; Magnoliopsida; Malpighiales; Salicaceae. Gene Ontology annotation, molecular function: ubiquitin protein ligase activity. Gene Ontology annotation, cellular component: HULC complex; nucleus. The transcript is spliced from 10 exons.